Penicillium antarcticum is the source of this 1296-nucleotide messenger RNA. Its product is annotated as UDP-galactose transporter HUT1. Lineage: Eukaryota; Fungi; Ascomycota; Eurotiomycetes; Eurotiales; Aspergillaceae. Gene Ontology annotation, biological process: UDP-galactose transmembrane transport. Gene Ontology annotation, cellular component: Golgi membrane; endoplasmic reticulum membrane. Gene Ontology annotation, molecular function: UDP-galactose transmembrane transporter activity; UDP-glucose transmembrane transporter activity. The transcript is spliced from 2 exons. The coding region runs from base 1 to 1296 and encodes 431 amino acids. The record is from RefSeq and is a predicted model, not a curated record.
AUGGGACGACAGAAGCAAACAGCGCCGCUUCAGCGCACCCCUUCCUCGAACCUCAUGCACCUCCCAAAUGAUUCCAACGUGUCACGGAAGUCAGGAAACACAGACAAGCCCUCUGUCACCAAUGGAAGCGUGUCCGAGAAAGCAUCGGCAGCACUGGAGACAGUGGCCGACAGCCCUGGGUUGAUGCAGCUUGUGAUCUGCGUCCUCGGAAUCUAUGCAGCCUUCCUGUCAUGGGGAGUCUUACAAGAGGCGAUCACAACAACAAGCUACCCAAUCCGCCCAGCAACAGCCACAGACCCAGAGCCCCCAACAGAACGCUUCACCUACUCGCUGGUGCUGAACACCAUCCAAUCCUCCUUCGCAGCAAUCACCGGCUUUAUAUACCUCCUGAUCUCAACACCAAAGGGCCAAAGUAUCCCGUCAAUAUUCCCUACGCGCCGAAUCCUCUUCCCCCUUCUCCUAGUCAGCAUCUCUUCCUCGCUCGCCUCGCCCUUCGGUUACGCAAGCCUCCAGCACAUCGACUACCUUACCUUCAUCCUCGCCAAAUCAUGCAAGCUCCUCCCAGUCAUGGUCCUGCACCUGACCAUCUUCCGGAAGAAAUACCCCCUGUACAAGUACGGCGUUGUCCUAAUGGUUACGCUGGGCGUUGCGACAUUCAGUCUGCAUCACCCAGGCACAAGCAAGAAAGUCGCCGCAGCCGCUGCGAAGCAAUCCGGGUCCUCGGGCUGGGGUAUCUUCCUCUUGUCCAUUAACCUCCUGCUAGAUGGUCUGACCAACACCACGCAAGACCAUGUCUUCUCCUCGCCGAAGCUGUACACGCGCUUUACUGGGCCCCAGAUGAUGGUUGCCCAGAAUGUGCUCUCAACUGUGCUGACGGCCGUGUACCUCCUGGUUAUGCCGCAUCUCUCGCAGGGUGGUAUAUUGCACAACCUGCUACCUCUACCUAUUCCUCCGUCUAAUGAGGCGGAGCUGUUUGGCGCUGUUUCUUUCCUGACCCGUCACCCCGAGGCGCUGAAACAUGUUCUCGGAUUCGCGGCGUGUGGUGCUGUUGGCCAGCUGUUUAUCUUCUAUACUUUGUCGCGGUUCUCUUCGCUUUUGCUUGUCACUGUUACUGUUACCCGUAAGAUGUUGACUAUGCUGCUUAGCGUGUUCUGGUUUGGCCAUUCUCUAUCUGGUGGUCAGUGGUUGGGCAUUGGCCUCGUCUUUGGUGGUAUUGGUGCCGAAGCUGUCGUGCAGAGAUCAGAGAAGAAGGCCAAGGAGCAAUCAAAGCUUGAGGCUGCGAAGAAGGAAUUGUAA